Molecule: messenger RNA, 738 nt
Organism: Thlaspi arvense
Lineage: Eukaryota; Viridiplantae; Streptophyta; Magnoliopsida; Brassicales; Brassicaceae
Source: the annotation of a GenBank genome assembly
AUGUCUUCGUCGAGGCCAGAACAACAAGUAGUCCAACAUUUCACCCAUAUCCAUCCAUUAACGAAGGUUGAUGGAUAUGGCGAGUACACAUGCGGUGGCUGCAAAACCUACGGCUUUGGGAAUACCUACCGUUGCGCCUGGUGUGACUACAAUCUCCACGAUCACUGUGCCACGUGUCCACCUACCCUCCCUAGCUUUAUGCAUCCACAGCACGAGCUCCGGUUACUCUUUACAGGACCAGAGCAUACGCACAGCCAGAGCAAACGUAUGUGCGACAUAUGCGACGAAUCCGUCGAGGGGCUCUAUUACCAAUGUGAGCCUUGCGGCUUUGACGUCCACCCACUCUGCACGCGGCUGCUUCAACACGUGAGGCACAUGCCUCACCAGGUUCAUCUAUUAGAGCUGAGUCAUUGGGGAGCGAGCAGCACAUGUGUGGUCUGCCACGGCGCGAUCCGGUCUUGGCGCUACAAGUGCGGUCCAUGCGGGUUAGAUGUACACAUGGAAUGCGUUGAAUCGUCUGCAACGACGGGGAUUCAACAAAGAUGUUACGGGCCGCAACCGCAUUUUCACCAGCCUUAUUACAAUUACAAUCACGGAUAUGCAUAUCAAGGUCAGGGUCAAGAGUCCCGUCCGAGCAUAGGAAGAAGAAUGUUUGGCAUUCUGAUGGCUUUAACGGUUGGGGUUGUGUGCAAUAUCAUGGCUUCGCCGGUCUCUGAGAUCUUUACCGGCGGCUUUUAA